AAACAAAUGGCGACAAGUGAAACCGCUGCAUUUUCGCCUGUUUUGUCUUCUAUUAUUAACGAGAAAUCCAAAAAAGACCCAAAAUGAGUUAUUAUUGUUAAUUAGGGCACGAAACUGAUCUUCGAAUUCGUCUCCAAUUUAGGGAUUUUUGGCCAGUCGCUGUCACCUGCUCUCCUGUCAUCGCAACCACAACAUAACCUCAAUGUUCUGACGAUGUCUAUGUUUCGAGCCCUAGGUCGUAAUUUGCCGUAUUUACGGCAGCAGUUCGGUGCCUUACUAGGCAACACGAGCACCUCCGUGAAAUUCAUCUGUGGCGUAAUGCUCUUCAGCUACGGUUUAUCGUACUCCGAUGAAGCAAUCCGAGUGAUAUCAGUGACACCAGGCUACUUAAUGCCACCUUCGUUUUGGCUGUGGACGGCGUUCACGUUUUGUUUUCUCGAAAUCCACUUCUGGGAAGUGCUCGUAGACAUUAUAACCGUGGGACUGUGCGGCAAAUUAAUCGAACCGUUAUGGGGGCAAAUGGAGAUGUUGACGUUUUUCGCAAUCGUCAACUUCGGUGUCGCCGUCAUAACCACAGUCUAUUAUUUCAUUUUAUACGUGUGCACGUUCAACACGGACCUUUUAUUCACAGUACACAUCCAUGGUUUGGCCGGGUAUAUCGCUGGGGUUUCGGUAGCUGUGAAACAAAUAAUGCCGGACUUGGUCAUCGUGAAAACGCCGCUGGGGAAACUAAGCAACCGGAACGUACCCUUGACUGUGUUUUUUCUCUCGUUGAUUAUGUGGGCGAUCGGGUUAGUGGAUGGUACUUACCCUACCAUGUUCUUAAGUGGGUUAUUCGUCAGCUGGGUCUAUUUAAGGUUUUAUCAAAAACACAACAACGGCUCGAGAGGAGACAUGGCUGACUAUUUCACUUUCGCAAGUUUCUUCCCCAACGUGGUACAACCCCCCAUAUCGGUGGCCAGCAAUAGCAUACACAGCGUCCUCGUCAAAAUCGGCUUGUGCAAGAAAGUCGUGCGCCGGUUUGACAUGUCCAAUCCCACGGGAAUCACAGUGGCGGUGCCAGGGGCUGACCACCACGACAUGGAGAGGAGAAGACAAAUCGCGCUGAAAGCGCUCAGCGAACGCCUAUCGAAAUCUCACGCCGACAAGCAGCCCCUUUUACCCAAAAACAACCCAAAGAUUUUGAUGCCUCCGAAUUUUAUGCACGGCCCGUCGACGAGUGCGGCCGCACAGACGCAAAACGAUCAAACUGUUAUCAAUGUCAGCGAAGCGCCGCCAGGGCCCCCCAAGACGCAGACAUAACUAAGCGGUUUUAGGUGAAGAAUAAUUUAUACAUAGAGUAUAUAUUUAAUUGUUGCUUUAUUUUGUAAGAUAUGUCAGACUUUAUUAUUAAUGAACUGAGUAUUUAGUUUGUUA
Messenger RNA from Zophobas morio, 1416 nucleotides. Its product is annotated as transmembrane protein 115. Gene Ontology annotation, biological process: retrograde vesicle-mediated transport, Golgi to endoplasmic reticulum. The transcript is spliced from 3 exons. NCBI's taxonomy places the organism in Eukaryota, Metazoa, Arthropoda, Insecta, Coleoptera, Tenebrionidae. Gene Ontology annotation, cellular component: membrane; Golgi apparatus. The record is from RefSeq and is a predicted model, not a curated record. The coding region runs from base 214 to 1302 and encodes 362 amino acids.